Messenger RNA from Ceraceosorus guamensis, 3210 nucleotides. RefSeq lists its product as hypothetical. The transcript is spliced from 13 exons. NCBI's taxonomy places the organism in Eukaryota, Fungi, Basidiomycota, Exobasidiomycetes, Ceraceosorales, Ceraceosoraceae. The coding region runs from base 384 to 3095 and encodes 903 amino acids. The record is from RefSeq and is a predicted model, not a curated record.
GAUCGAUACUCUCGCUCGUGACUCUCGCACAUCACACCGAGCGAGCGAGCGAAGCAGAGCUUAUGGACCAGGGCUUGCGUGCCGUGCGUGCAUUUGUCUUUAUGAAGGAGCGCACGAGCGAGGACCGGGAUCAUCGAAGAGCGAAACGGGAACCACCAAGGAGCGCACGAGCGAGAACGCGGGUCAUCAAAGAGCGAAGGGAAACCAUCAAGGAGCUUCUUUGACGGCAAUCAUCAAAGUUCAUCAAGGAGCUUCUUCGUUGGCAAUCAUCAAGGAUCCAGCUUCUUUGUUGACUCGUCCUCGCAUCGUCUCGCUCGCUGGCUCGCUGGUUCGUCCGCGCAACAAGCGCCCGCACGCAACACACGCACGCACGCUCGCUCGCCAUGCUUCGAGCAGGAGGAGCUGCAAAGGCGGCUACCGCAACAGCAGCAGCAAUCACUUCAUCUCGAAGAGCUAGUCGAACCUCGGGCGGCGAGACGAGCACGGGUGACCACAACGGUCAAGAGGUGGAUAUGGCUGCUUCGACGGAACUUCCGCGCGGUGAUGGAGGCGAGACGGACCCGCUCCUGGAAGCUGCGACGAAUUCAAAGUCGACGGGUGCGCUCUUGUUGGAAGAAUGCGCUACGCAGAGCGUCUAUCCAUUGGUCCACACCAUUCGCUCAGACGUCAGAGCAACCAUCGACUCCCACCUCUCGUGGGAAGAGUUGACAGGCGUCGACUUGAACUUUACCAUUGUGCGACCCCUUGCGCUCAAGUACAGCAGGUACAAGAGCCUCUGCAUUCUCUUCGUAUUGCUCUUGAAUCGCAUAGAAUUUCUUAGGGAAGCAGAUAGGGAUCUGGCCUUUCAGAGCGUCAACUUGACCCGCGCAAGUCUGUGCGAGCUGCUCGCCAUCAAGCUUCUACGCACCUUCUCUCACGAUGGCCUGCAGCUCGUCACCGCCCUCACAGCGCCAUUCUCUCCAUUCGCAGGAGCGCCAUUCGAACCGACUCCAAGCACAAGCACCUCGCCAAGCACAUCCGGAAGCAGCUCGCCUUCUCAGCAGGCGGCGUCGGCAGCGCCUUCGCCUCACACUACACAGACCUCAUCUGCCAUGGAGCUAGCAAUAUACAGCGGUGCAAAGAGAUUCAUCAAAAGUCCCCUUUGUCAACGAUGUAUCGACGGCAUCUGGACCGGCAGAGUGGUGCUCAGCGCACCCGCCAGCCACGCAAUCGUAGACGACUCGUACAAAAAACGACCACUGUCCAUUUAUGAUCCUGCCAAAGCUCCUCUACUGGACCAUUAUCGUCUUCGAGUGCCACUCAUCCGGAGCCGCAUCGAAUUCUGCAAUUUCGUCCUUCUGCUUUGCUUCUUUGUCUUGGCCUUGCAGCAAAAAGGAUCCCAGACAUGGACUGGCUGGGAAACAGUAUUCACCAUCUGGGUCUUUGGAUUCGCGCUCGACGAAGCAGCCCAGCUUCAAGAACACGGGGUCGAGGUGUAUGCGAGCUCAUUGUACAACCUGCUCGACGCAUCCUUCUGCAUCGUCGCCUUCUCUUGGCUGGGUCUCCGAAUCUCGGGGCUGGUCCACUCGGAUGCCCUUAGGUGCGAUCUGUCGUUCGAUUGCUUGGCAGUGGGCGCAAUCUUGCUUUGUCCAAGAGUCGCUUCGUCGCUGGUGCAGGACAAUGUCAUUCUCCUCGCGCUCAAGGCAAUGUUUGCCGAUUUCGCCUUUUUCAUGCUGCUGGCAUCCAUCUGCUUCUCCGGCUUCCUGUACGCCUUUUGGUCGCUUUCGGACAAAUCCGAGUGGACCGUGGGCAGCAUCAUGUGGUUGAUGCUCAAGAUUUGGUUCGGAAGCUCUUAUAUAGGAUUCGAUACGGCCACAGACUUUUCCCCCAUCUUUGGACCGCCGCUCAUGGUCUUUUUCGCAAUCAUGGCCAACACGCUCCUCUUGACCGUCCUCAUUUCGCUCUUGAGCAACACGUUCACCGUCGUCGCAACCAACGCAGCGGAGGAGGCCAUGUUCCAACACGCCUGCAAGACCAUGCUGGGCGUAACGACGGACGCGCUCUUCUCCUACAUUCCACCGCUCAACCUCAUUGGCGUCCUGGUCGUGCUUCCAGCCAGCUACGUCUUAACGCCUCGCUGGCUGCACAAGCUCAAUGUGGCGCUCAUCAGGGCAACGCACUGGCCGAUGCUGCUCCUGAUCAGAGCCACGCAAAAGAGGGGCUUGCGCGAAGGCGUCGAGCUGACAGCUAGCAGAGCUAGUCGAGCAUUUUCGUGGAUGCCGCUUCCAAGAAGUGGCAAGAGCGACAUGGACAUUGUCGAUGCCGUAUUUAGCAGAUCCCCGCCCGAAGACCAAGGCCGAACUCUAGACUCGCUUGCAACUCGCCAUCGCAAUGCAGACUUGUCAUUUCGCGAAUACGCAAAGAGCGGUGGCGGACCGUCGUCUGCAAGUCUACCUCGGGACCCAGAAGGCUGCUCGCACGGUGCCGAAGGGCAGGCUGGGUAUGGCGCCGUCGAGACGUCUGGCAAGCAGACCGCGAAUGUCGUGCCCUCGCACGUUGACAAGGCUUCAGGCACUACUCGACCUAGCUCGAGAGAGCAAGAGACGCAAACGAAGGAUGGCAAAAGAUCCAGCAGUCCAUCCGCCGCAUCGAGAGCAUUGGAAGACGCGCAAGGUGGAACGUUUGCAUCUGCAUCCAGUCGUCCCGACCACUCCAACCCUUCCCAAGCCUUUUCCUUGUCCAGUCCGCUUGCGCGCAUCUUUUCUGGUGGUGGUGGUGGCGGCGGCGGCAGAAGAAGAGGGCGAAAUGCAGCCGUGUCACCGCUGAGGCAGGCUCGGCCUGACAAGGAUGCUGCUGCUGCUGCUGAUGCACACCAUUUCACCGAUGAGGAUGGGGAUGGCGGAGGAGCAAGCACGAGAGACCUCUUUCUCGCGCUCAGCGAGAGACUAGACCAGCAAGAAAAGAGGAGCCGAAGAAUCGAGGAGCUUCUAGUCAGCCUCGUGGAACGGCAAGCGUCGCCCGACGACGGAGAUAUUGAUCUUGCUCCCGAUGCAUCUGGCCAGCCAAAGGCGGACAAAGCUGAAGACGAAGCGCAACAGGCGUCCUCUUCGGGAUGAUGUUGGUUGCAUUCGAAUACUGCUAGCAGCUCGCCGUGGCACGUCCCCCCCAACCCCAACGACAUUGUCCAUUUGAGGCUCGGACAGCGUCACGAUGGAGGGCGGUACAAUGACA